GAUGCAAGGGAUGCACACAUGUGCUUCGUGAAUGGGGAUGGCAAUAGUGGACUAUGACCAUAGACAGUUUGGUUACACUUGUGUCCACAAACCCCUCAGGCAGCAAGCAUAGCAUCCUCUCCUCGAUCUCGCUCAUCGCUCAUCCUUCAUCAACCAAUCUCACCUCCUCCCAUGGUAAUGAAUCCGCUCGAGAUCCCAGAAAUCCUUUUCCUGGUUGGCCAAUAUAUCCCUUUAUGGGACUUUGACGAAUGUGACCCCGUGUUCCAGCCCAGGAAUCUUCUUCCUUUCCUAUCGGUCUCGUGCUGCUUUCGUCGAACCCUGCUCCCGGUCUUUUGGCACACCGUGGAUGGAUAUGUCAUGGGUGAUGUCCCUUUGGAUGUUCUCCACAAAUACGCGCCACAUGCACGAGUUUUCUAUUAUCGCUCUCAGCUGGAUGAUUUCUUCGUGGACACGGUGCCUCCUUACAGACAACUCAUCGAACUGCAUGCGUUUGGCAGCUACAGAGCGAUGGACCUUGCCAGAUUGAAUCCAAAUCUGCAGGAAUUCGUCUUGGUUACGCGCAUCCCUGUGGCCCUCGACGAAACCAUCUUCGUUUCUCUAAAGCAAUUGAGACGUCUACAUCUGUCGUUCGGAGGUGACCUUUAUGACCAGAUGGACCAUAUAUCCUUCCCCAAUGUGCUGCGACUGAUUCCGCCCACUCUGGAAUCACUGACUCUAUCCGUCAAUGUCUUUGGAGUUGCGUGUCAAGGACAAGUCGGAUUUCCGAAGCUCAAGACGUUGGGCCUCAGAGGCGACCCGGGUCGACUGCUCGAUCGAAUACCACUGAUCUGCCCAAAUCUGGAAACCAUCGAGGUGGACGCAGUGUCGGAUGCGUCAGUCGAAAGUCUGAAGGUAUUAUUCCGUUCUGGGGCCUGUCCUCGGCUUGUCAACUGGUCCACGACUGUUGUCUUAGCGCAUGAGACACAAUUCGCAGAGAUUCUCAGUAGCCAUAGGCAGGGGAUCAAGGAACUGGAUAUGAGGCUGAGGGAGAUGCCCAAGGCUGUACAGAGCGCGAUCAAACAGCAUGGUGAUACACUCAAGAGCCUGAGUGUCCGCAAUAGCACCAUGCGGAAGAAUCCUACAUCCUCACUGGUGGAUAUCCUACGAACGUGCAGUCGAUUGGAAGAGUUUGAGUACGAAAACUGGUAUGGGCAUUGGGAUGUGGGCGAAGUUAUGGAUACAACGAUCUGGAAGAACCCUGGGCUCUUGAAGAGUUUGGCGUUCAGGGGUAACUGGGCGACGGUUUGCAAUAUGAAGAUCGGAGACCUAACGCUGUCGCCUCCGGAUGGUGAGACAACGAAGACAUUGGCCAGGACGUCGAUUCGAGGCUGGAGGGUGCAGAAAGAAAAGCUCGAGCACAAUAGGGCGGCUCUGGAGGCACUUUUCGAACUCGCAGAGGGAUUCGAGCAGCUCAAGGUGAUCACACUGAAUCGAGCCACGUAUAAGAAAUGCCACUGAUGGCAUACGAGGAUGAAUAAAACGACGAUCGCUUCCUCUGUGUCUCUCCAGCUGGAUCUUAUUUAUUGCAAUAGGGGCAAUAGGAGCAUCAGGAAAUUAGUUUAGCCGCACGUGUACAAAGACAGGAACGCCCACAUGGA
This is a messenger RNA of Gamsiella multidivaricata, 1637 nucleotides long. RefSeq lists its product as uncharacterized. The coding region runs from base 172 to 1497 and encodes 441 amino acids. The record is from RefSeq and is a predicted model, not a curated record. NCBI's taxonomy places the organism in Eukaryota, Fungi, Mortierellomycota, Mortierellomycetes, Mortierellales, Mortierellaceae. The transcript has a single exon.